GUAAAAUCUCAACAAACUUUAAAGUUAAAUCAAGUUUUAAAAAUACAAAAAUGAAGUUUUUGUCAACAAUCUUCUUUGUGGCUGCAGUUUUUGUUGCUGGAAGCAACGGUGGAUCCCCUUCAUUAAGUUUAGGUAUAUCAUCAUCACCAAUGUUCAUCGGAUCUUCGUCAGGUUCUUUUGUUGCCUCCUCAUCAUCAAGCAGCAUGGCUGGAUCUUCAUCAGCAAUUGUCAUGAGCUCCUCAUCUGAUCAAGGCGUCUGUUACGUAGUUGCACACGUUAUCUACGAAUUCAAUGCAUUCACUUCAAACAUUUUGAAACUUUACAUCCUUAAUUUUCAACGUAGCGAUGAUUCAUCGACCAUGAAUAAGUCUGAGAAGCUUACUCGCAUGGUUGAAGAAGUAGAAAGCCAUGAAGAAGUUCCAGAUAAUGACAAAGUAAAUUUGCGUAAUUUGUGCGAAGGGGGAGAUAAAGGACGUGCAUUUGAUGACGAAUUUACCCAUGAUAACAUCUGGGAUUGCUUUGUUGGCAUCUUCACUGGUGCCUUGAGUGGAGUUUUAGCUCCAUAAAAAAUUUUGAUUUUUCGUGAA
Messenger RNA from Chironomus riparius, 587 nucleotides. NCBI's taxonomy places the organism in Eukaryota, Metazoa, Arthropoda, Insecta, Diptera, Chironomidae. The record is from the annotation of a GenBank genome assembly.